Xenia sp. Carnegie-2017 is the source of this 637-nucleotide messenger RNA. Its product is annotated as charged multivesicular body protein 7-like. NCBI's taxonomy places the organism in Eukaryota, Metazoa, Cnidaria, Anthozoa, Malacalcyonacea, Xeniidae. The record is from RefSeq and is a predicted model, not a curated record.
UGCUGCACUACACGAAGUUUAUAAUUAACUGUUUUAAAAUCAGUAUGGCGUUUCUUCCUGAUGAGUGGCAAGAUGACAAUCGCAUGAACUUCAUGUUCUCCGCUUUUUAAGAGAAUAGAAAUGACCCGAAGCACUGGGAAAGUAAAUUUCAAUUCUGGAAAAGUGUAGCCUCUCAAAGUUGUGACUAUUUUGACAAACUUGAUUUUGAUAUUAACGUUUCAAAAACAAGAUUUAAUAGAGAUCGUUUGACACCACUUGGUAUUUGUACAGGUCUAAAAAAAAUUGAUACAUGGAGUGCAUGGUCUUUGGGAAAAGCAAAAAAGUCGCUCUGGUGGACAGUUGGAAAAGUUUGGCAAACAAAUGAAAUAGACAUAGGGUCGUUCCUACUGCUACACCUAGUCGAAAGAAAGGCUGAGAGAAUUCUUUCAUAUCAUUAUCAAUAUGUAAAACACUUGAUGACAGACAACAUAAUACCAUUCUCUUUGAUAAUCUUUGACUCUUCCCAAUUUCUUCUUUAGACUUAGAAAGUCCGAAACAACUACUAAAUUACAAAACACAAAACUCAACAAAGAAACUGAUGAGUAUGAAAAAUAAAAUUGGUUUUUCAAAGUUCAAUUCUUAAGUUUCUCUAACAGAA